Messenger RNA from Neoarthrinium moseri, 1287 nucleotides. RefSeq lists its product as uncharacterized. NCBI's taxonomy places the organism in Eukaryota, Fungi, Ascomycota, Sordariomycetes, Amphisphaeriales, Apiosporaceae. The coding region runs from base 1 to 1287 and encodes 428 amino acids. Gene Ontology annotation, molecular function: aspartic-type endopeptidase activity. The record is from RefSeq and is a predicted model, not a curated record. The transcript has 6 exons. Gene Ontology annotation, biological process: proteolysis.
AUGCAUCUUUCAAACUCACAGCAGACUCAGCGCCUCGCCGCUGAUCAUGAGGACCUUCAUAGACUCAACCGUAUUUUGGGCAGUGUUAGGGGCAUCGUCAAUAGUGAAGGCGUCGCCCGUAACCCAAGAAUCAAAUGGGUUUUUAUCAUUACCAUUAACAGUUACAGUGUUCAGCUUGAGAUCGGAACACCUGGUCAACGGGUCAGCGUGACCAUCGAUACUGGGUCAGACAUGCUAUGGGUUAACCCCAAAUGCUCCUUCUACUCUUCGUCGCAGCCGUCAUUGUGCUUUGGAAAGGUUCAGUAUAACACCAGUGCUUCAUCGACGUGGAGAAACCUGACCAAGCCGUUUGAGCAAUUAUAUGGGAUUGGUGGAGCUUCAGGGACGUUCUCUACCGAUCGCAUAGGCAUCUAUGGUAGCAAAACUGUACUAAAUGAUGUACAAUUUGGCGUGGCCACAAAUUCGUCAAACCAAAACUUGGGUGUAUUGGGUGUAGGAUGGGGUUCCAACCUCGGCUACAAGAGUUUCAUCGAUGAGCUGGCGUCUCAGAAGGUCACCAACUCGAAAGCAUUCUCCCUCUCACUGGGUUCGCGUGACAACAAUGAAAGUGCCAUCAUUUUCGGCGGAGUAGACACCAAGAAGUUCAGCGGGCCGCUGACAACCAAGCCGAUUCUACCUCCACAGAGGGGAGAGACAGGCGACCGAUAUUGGAUUCAAUUAGAUUCCAUUGGCUUGUCCGGGGGCAGUUACGGCACCAAAACCAUCAACAAAACCAGCCUUCCAGUCAUCUUCGACUCUGGCUCCACGUAUCACUUUCUCCCGGACGAAACCAAUUCCCAGAUAGCCUUGAGCCUUGGUGGUAACGGCAAGAUCUCACUCAAUGGGGGAUUUCAGGUUCCGUGUGAUGCCCAGCGCUCCUCGGCGACGAUGGACUUUAAGUUCGGAGAUAUGACAAUUCGUGUUCCUCUUCGUGAGAGCAUUAUUCCGACGGGAGGAAAAUGCUACGUGGCCUCGCUCACCCAAGAACCCAGAUUCAAGGGGCUCAACAUCCUGGGGGACAACUUCCUGCGCUCCGCGUACGUCGUGUUUGAUCAGGACAAGCGACAGAUCUCCCUCGCGCAGUCUGCCAACUGCGGGAGGAACGAGCAGGCAAUCACAACGGCUGGUGCCGCUGAUUUCUUUGGCGAGUGUGGAGGGGCACGGAAAAAUGUAGCAGUAUCGACAUCCAACUCUCUGUCCGUGUUAUGGGGUCUGGCCGUAGUAGCCGCCAUGGCACUUUGUUUAUAG